Molecule: messenger RNA, 2451 nt
Organism: Xiphias gladius (swordfish)
Lineage: Eukaryota; Metazoa; Chordata; Actinopteri; Istiophoriformes; Xiphiidae
Gene: stxbp3
Product: syntaxin binding protein 3
Exons: 19
Coding region: 64-1842 (592 amino acids)
Biological process (GO): intracellular protein transport; vesicle-mediated transport; neurotransmitter secretion
Cellular component (GO): plasma membrane; secretory granule
Molecular function (GO): syntaxin binding
Source: RefSeq, a predicted model, not a curated record
AGCCCGAGGACAUGGGACAGGAAGAGGCGCAGAAGGAAAAAAAAAAACAAAAAAAAACCCAAGAUGGCAGCGGGUUCAGAUCACGGACUGACAAGAGUAGUUUGGAAAAGAAUAAAAGACACAAUUAUUGCAGACUGCAGAAAAUCAGAAGUAUGGAAGAUAUUGAUCCUGGAUCCUUUCACCACCAAACUCCUCUCAUCAUGCUGCAAAAUGUCCGAUCUGAUGUCAGAGAAAAUAACAAUUGUGGAGGACCUGUACAAAAGCAGAGAGCCUGUUCCAGAAAUGAAAGCCAUCUACUUCAUGUCACCAACCGCUAAGUGUGUGGAGGCCUUUAUUGCGGACUUCAAGACCAAACCCAAGUAUAAGGCAGCAUAUGUUUAUUUCACUGACUACUGUCCAGAUGACCUGUUCAACAAUAUGAAGCUGUACUGUGCAAAGUACAUACGAGUCUGUAAGGAAAUCAACAUGUCCUUCAUGCCGCAAGAGGCACAAGUUUUCACAUGUGAUUAUCCGGGGGCUUUCCAAAAUAUCUACAGUCCCAGAAGUCAGGACAAAAAGAAGACACUGGAGACACUUGCAGACCAGCUCGUCACGCUCUGUGCCACGUUGGAAGAGUACCCAGGGAUCAGAUACAAGAAAGACAGCAACAUGGAGAACGCAAAGACCCUCGCAGAGCUGGUGGACAACAAGCUGGCCAGACACUAUCAGCUGGAUAACAGUGACAAGAAAAAGGGAAAGACCCAGGCCCAGCUGCUGAUAGUGGAAAGAGGUUUUGACCCCGUCAGCCCCAUCCUGCACGAGCUGACCUACCAGGCCAUGGCCUAUGAUCUCAUUGAUAUCCAGAACGACACCUACAAGUACAAGUCUAAAGAUGGCUCAGAUAAGCAGGCCCUGCUGAAUGAGGAUGACAUGCUUUGGGUCAAGCUGAGGCACAAGCACAUUGCCGAGGUCUCAGAACAAAUCCCCAAGAUGGUAAAGGAAAUAUCCGCUAAGAAGAAACAGCCAGAUGGGAAGAUCACAAUUAGCAAUUUGGCCCAACUGAUGAAGAAGAUGCCUUCAUUCCGUAAACAGCUGACUGAGAAAACUGUUCAUCUGCAGUUGGCCGAGGACUGCAUGCAACAGUUCUCAAACAACGUGGAGAAACUCUGCAAAGCUGAACAGGACCUUGCAGUGGGGUCAGAUGUGGACGGGGUGAAAGUAAAGGAUCCCAUGAGGACCCUGCUGCCUGUGCUGCUCCACCCGUACAGCACCCACGACAAGAUCAGAGCUGUGCUGCUGUACAUCUUCAGCCUCAACGGAACAACAGACGAGAAUUUGAGCAAACUCAUCCAACAUGUAAAGAUCGAGGAUGAACGAGAGUUUAUCCUGAACUGGAAAGAACUGGGUGUCCCUAUCAUCACAUCGAUGAGUUUAUUUUCUCGCAAACCAACCAGACGGGAUCGUUCCCAGGAGCAGACGUACAACCUUUCCCGAUGGACCCCUGUCAUAAAAGAUGUGAUGGAGGAUGCCGUGGAGAACAAACUGGACACCAGAGAGUGGCCCCACCAGUCUGAGUGUCCUGCUGCGUGGAAUGGCUCCGGGGCUGUCAGUGCCCGUCAGAAGCACAAAGCCAGCACUCAGGACGAGCGCCGGACCGGCUCACGCCUCAUCAUCUUUGUUAUAGGAGGAAUCAGCUUCUCUGAGAUGCGCUCUGCCUACGAGGUCACCCAGGCAGUCAAAUCCUGCGAGGUCAUCAUAGGGUCCUCCCACAUUUUGACCCCCACCAGUCUCCUGGAUGACAUCAAGGCCCUGAGCAAAGGCCCCAUGGAGACUUUCACAAUAGAGGAACGGAGCAACGCCUGAGAAGUCUGGCCCUCCAACUAACAGCCUCCCCAAACUCCCCCCAUCUCCAUACAUCUCAUAUCACUCAGCACAGUGCACUCAACUCAACUUCCUGAAUGGAAGAAUGAAGGGAACUUACCUUAUACUCAUCUUUUUGUUUUAAUACUCUUUUCAAACCCAGUGCACAUUUACAGUAGGUAAGAAGGCAAAUUCUCUUCUAAGCAGAUUUCCCUAUUGAAAAGCUUUUGCCAUAAGCUUGUGGUCUGCUUAUAGCGUUUAUACAUAGCUUGAUGUGGAAAUUUGAUGAUAUAGAUCGUAUUAAAAGUGAAUUGACCUCAUUCUACUAAGAGUUUUUUAAGUAAAAAUUGUAUAACCUGCCAAGAAAAAAGCUGGCAGUGUUACAUGUCGAAAGACCUGAGGAACUUUCAGAGACAGAAUGGCUGGAGGAAAGUGUCGCAAAGCUAAUGUAUAUACUGUAUGUAAGCACUGAGUUCUUGCUAUGCCAUGUCGGUUUUUUCCGUCACUGCUGUUUAUAAACACUUAAUGUAAUUUUGAAGAGUGUUUUAACAUAGAAUAUUUACGUUUUUCUUGCAUUGGACAACGGACUAAUAAACGGAUGAAGUGGUUCAA